AUGAACACCGGGAAAGCUUACAGUACCAGUGAUGUCAGCAAUGGAACUGAUCUAGCUAUUGGCUUUACUUCCUCCACAGUAGCCGUCCUUCUGUUUGGGACAAACUUUGUGCCUGUUAAGAAAUUUGAUACUGGGGAUGGCAUGUUCUUCCAAUGGAUUCUCUGUGCCUCCAUAUGGAUAGUUUCUUUGGUGGUCAAUUUAAUCCAGAAUUGUCCCCGAUUUUGGCCUUUGGCUAUGGUUGGGGGUUUCCUGUGGGCUACAGGCAAUGUUACAGUUGUUCCUAUUGUUAAAACUAUUGGCUUAGCUCUUGGUCUUUUGAUAUGGGCUUCUUUUAAUUUGCUGACAGGUUGGGCAAGUUCAAGGUUUGGUUGGUUUGGAAUUGACCCAGAAGAGGUAUCAAGACCAGUCUUGAAUUAUAUUGGAGCAGGACUUUCACUAUUAAGUGCUGUCAUAUUUCUUUUUGUAAAAACUGAAGUCCAGAGUUCUCCAGCUUCAUUGGAAAGCAUAUCUUUACUGAGAGAAACUUCCAUUAAUGUUUCUGAAGAUACCUCUGAUGACUCAUGGGUGGACAGACUUUCUCCAGCAAAAAAGAGACUCAUAGGUUGUAGUCUGGCUGUAGUAGCUGGAAUAUUCUACGGUUCCAGUUUUGUACCAGUACUAUACAUCAAGGACCAUGGAAGAAGAAAUGAAACUAUAUAUGCAGGAGCAAGUCAAUUUG
Molecule: messenger RNA, 718 nt
Organism: Apaloderma vittatum (bar-tailed trogon)
Lineage: Eukaryota; Metazoa; Chordata; Aves; Trogoniformes; Trogonidae
Gene: TMEM144
Product: transmembrane protein 144
Exons: 7
Biological process (GO): carbohydrate transmembrane transport
Cellular component (GO): membrane
Molecular function (GO): carbohydrate transmembrane transporter activity
Source: RefSeq, a predicted model, not a curated record